Molecule: messenger RNA, 664 nt
Organism: Papaver somniferum (opium poppy)
Lineage: Eukaryota; Viridiplantae; Streptophyta; Magnoliopsida; Ranunculales; Papaveraceae
Product: major latex protein 146-like
Exons: 2
Coding region: 99-404 (101 amino acids)
Biological process (GO): defense response
Source: RefSeq, a predicted model, not a curated record
CAAACCACCUUAGGCCUCUAUAUAAACCCCCAACAGCAUUUUCAUUCCCUUCACCGAGAGACGUAACCUUGAGGUUGUAUUUAAAGAGACUAUAUAUAAUGGCUGCAAACCAUAAUAAACCUUCUGGUGUCAGGACGAGAGCAAAGGUAACCGCCAUGGACCAUCAAAACAUGUCAUUCACUUUCACAGUUAUUGAUGGAUAUCUCUCAGAUGAUUACACAAGUUUUACCAAUACACUUACUGCCACGACACCAACACAGAGGGAUGGGAACUAUAAUUGCCUUGUCAAGUGGUCUGUGCUAUAUCAGAAAGCAAAUGAAAAUGUACUUGAUCCGACGUACUUUGUGAAGAUGCUGGAAGAUUUUACCAAGGAGUUGGAUGCCAAUUUGCUCAAGGAAGCUUAGACAAGAUCGAUCAUCUACGUAGAUGAUAUGGUUGCAGGAAGCUAUACGUGCAUGUUUGUGCUUGAUGUUUAAACACAUUAGACAUCUAAAUAAAGUUGUGCGUAAUAUGGAUUUACCAGAUAUAUUUAUCUAAUUAAUUUAGUAAAAUGCUUAAACAUGGUGGGUAUAUUUGGCAAGGAAUAGUUUGCACCUUCUCCUCACCUUCUCAUGUCCUUUACAGAUAUACAGUAUAUUAUAUGAAUCCUAAGGUCAAUUAAGAA